Molecule: messenger RNA, 4098 nt
Organism: Alligator sinensis (Chinese alligator)
Lineage: Eukaryota; Metazoa; Chordata; Crocodylia; Alligatoridae
Gene: PRICKLE3
Product: prickle planar cell polarity protein 3
Exons: 10
Coding region: 129-2108 (659 amino acids)
Molecular function (GO): zinc ion binding
Source: RefSeq, a predicted model, not a curated record
GCGAGGCUGGGAUCGGGAUUGGGGCCCGGCGCAGGAACGGGCAGUGCUGCAGCAGCCGGGACAUCGCGGGGGUGCUGCGGAGAGGGGGGGCGUGAGGGACCCAGGCGUCAGCCCCACCGAGAACUCAGAUGGCCGGGCUCCCCGCCCCGCCCCGGGUAUCACGAGCGCACCAGCUGCACCGGGAAAGACUCCCUCUGCCCUCAGAGGACCCAGGCGUCCGGGCCCCAGCCUCUACUCCUCGCAGCCGCCAGAGAACCCAGGAGUCCGGAUCGCCUGCCCCUGCUCAACCCAUCGGACCCCGUUGUCCUCCCGGAGAACACAAGCGUCCGGGCCCAGCCCCGCGCCUCCGCCAGGAGGCAGCAGAGCUAGGCCCGAGGUCACCCCGCCCACAGUCGGGGGCGGGGCCUUCCCGGGCUUCGCGGGGGCCAUGUUCACAAGGGGGUCCCGGCGCCGUCGCUCUACGCGCUCUCUCCCUGAUGCAGAUGACCCCGACCGGGGGCAGCCAUGUGGGACCUGUGGGGACCAGUGCCCUGGCUUUCUGGUGCAUGGAUGGAGACACCUGGGUCCCGUGUCCCUGCAGGAAGAGCUGCCGGCACUGUGGGUGCGGGCGUGAGGAGCAUGCAGUGCGGGCAUUGCCUCCUGCCUUGGCUCAGGCACUCGGCCGCCUCAUCUCUGACUUCCAGCGCCUCUCACUGCCUGAUGACGAUUCUGGCUGCGCCUCUGAGGAGUACACCUGGGUGCCACCAGGGCUUAAGCCCGAGCAGGUUUACCAGUUCUUCAGCUGCCUGCCUGAGGACAAGGUACCCUAUAUCAACAGCGCUGGGGAGCGGUACCGAGUCCGCCAGCUCCUGCACCAGCUGCCCCCCCAUGACUGCGAGGCCCAGUACUGCACCUCGCUGAAAGAGGAGGAGAAGAAGGCACUGAAGCUGUUUGCACAGCAGCGGAAGCGGGAGAACCUGGGCUGCGGCAUUGCCCGCAUCUUCCCAGUCACCACUACCGGGGCCACCUGCGAGCAGUGUGGGAAGCAGGUGCGGGGCGGGGACGUAGGGGUGGUGGCCUCCCGGGCGGGCCUUGGGGCCUGCUGGCACCCCCAGUGCUUCCAGUGUGCUGCCUGUUGUGAGCUGCUGGUCGACCUCAUCUACUUCUACCAGGAUGGGCAGGUCUACUGCGGGCGGCACCAUGCUGAGCGCCUGCACCCUCGCUGCCAGGCCUGUGAUGAGCUGAUCUUUGCAGGCACCUGCACAGCAGCCGAGGGGGGGCACUGGCACAAGGGGCACUUCUGCUGCGUGGAGUGUGAGGCAGCGCUGGGUGGGUGCCACUAUGUCAUGCGCCAGGGCCGUCCCCACUGUGCCUCCUGCUACCAGGCCUUAUACGCCGAGUACUGUGACACCUGCGGCAACCACAUCGGGCUGGAGCAGGGGCAGAUGGCCUUCGAGGGUCAGCACUGGCACGCGACACCCAACUGCUUCUGCUGCGCCUGCUGCCACCGGCCCCUGCUGGGACUGCCCUUCCUACCCCGUGGGGGGCAGAUCUACUGCUCUCCUGCCUGUGCCCGGGGCGGAGCCACCUCCCCUGGGCCCCGCCUGGGGUGCCGCAGCUGGAGUGGUGGGGCUGAGACCCCUGACACUGGCACCAGCAGCAUCCCUGCCAGCCAGCAGGACCCAGGCCCCGGAUGCCCCUUCCGGCGGGGGGUGCUGCACCGCCACUCCAUGCCCGAGCUGGGCUCAGGGGUUGCCCACCCCCCUUCUGCCCUCCUUUGCCAGCCCUCAGCAGGGGUGGGGAGCAAGACAGAGGGCUCCUUCUGGCCCCAGCAGCAGAGGAGGAGUGCUCGGGUCAACUCUGACAACACCCUGCACUUGCGGGGGGACGCAGGACAGAGCUCCCCCACUCCCCUGCCACCAGGCCAAGGGGGGUCCCUGGGAGCUUUGGUGCCCCCUUGGGCCUUGUUCUCCUCCUCAUCAUCAUCUUCCUCCGAGGAAGAGGAAGGCUACUUCAUGGGUGAGCCCAUCCCCCUUCCCCCCCAGCUGCAGUCUCACCCUCAUGGCACCCUACCCCCUCCCCAUGCUAAGGGGCACCAGGGAAGGAACAAGGGCUGCAUUGUGGCCUGAGCCUGAACCUGCCCUUGCUGGUGCACUUUGACCCUGGAGGAACCCAAGCGUCUGGGGAGGCAGAAAAGGGUGACCUAGGAGUCUAGGGAAGCCAGCUCCCUUGGGAAAUGGGCAAGGAGGUCCCAGGAGUCUGGGGAACCCAGGAGUCCAGGGUUGUGGGCAUAGGGGUCCCAGAAAUCCCCCCCACCCAUGCACUUUGACCUUUGAUCUUCCUGGGGUGGGGCAGCAGCCUCUGACCUGCAGGUGGCCAUCUCUGAGGCGUUUGGCACUAUGGCCUUGUCCCAAAGACAUCUGUCCUCAUGGUGGUGACCUCUGACUUUCUGGCAUGGGGGCAACAUGAGCAGCCUCUGAAGUUCGGUGACAUGAUCAUUGGGCUUGGUGUCUUCUGACCUUCCCAAGUCAUGCACUUUGCUGAGGUAGUUGGUUUUGCUGUUCACUUUGGUUCACUCCACCACCUGCAACCUUUGACCUGGAAUCCUUCCGUGACCUGUGGCCUUGAACUUUGACAUCUGACUUCCACUUGUGACCCUUGCACCAUGACCUAAGCUCAGCCAUGGUGAUGUGCACCCCAUAACCUUUGAUCUUUCCACUGUGGCCACCACUGGGCAUCCCAGGGAGGGUGCUGACCUGUGUCUUUUGCCUGCUAUGGCUGUGGGUGCUUCAAGGACCUCUCUCAGGGACCCAUGUGCAUUGACCACUUUGACCUUUCGACUCUGAUGGCCUUUUUCUAAUGACCUUUGAAUGGUGGUGUGGUGGUUGACCUUCCUACUCUGACAUUCUCCAUGUGGCUUUUGGAACAUCCUCUCCACAGGUGAACCUUUGGCCUUUCAGCUUGGGUUGGAAGGCCUUCUCCUCCAUGAUCUCAGCCUCUUAGGCCCUUGGCUAAUCUCUUAAGGUGACCUUUGAACUCCCAACUCCCAAACUUUGGGCUGUGGUGAAGUCAGCUGGGUUUAGGCUCCUCCCCCUUUAAAAUUAGUCUUCAAGCAUUAAUUUAAAAUACAAAUGACCUUUCUAAUAAAAGCAAUGCUAAUGAAAGAUGGCAAGACAUACAAGUGUCCAGGGAGGUGGGUUAGGUGGGCCCAGGUAUCUGGAAAUGUGGGUAAGGGGGACCCAGGAGUUUGGAGGACCCAGCUAUCCAGGGAGGUGGGUGUGGGUACAUAGGAGUCCAGGGGACCCAGGCAUCCAAGGAAGGUGGAAAAAGGUCACAUCCAGGUGUCUGGGGCAGUGUGCUCAGUAUAAUGAACAACAGCCAUUCCAGCUGCAUCACCCCAGAGCUGGGUGCAUCUUAGAGGUGACUUCAAUUUCCUUGUCACCAUCUCAUACCAGGGCACAGCACUGGACAAACUGGUCUCACAGCAGCUUCCCCCCACCCUGGCCACACUCUGGAGAGGGUGAGGGGCCCCACCCACACCAGCCUGCUUCAUCCAACCCAUGUGGGUUUGUCCUACCUUAACCUUCCUAGGGAAGUGGUCCUCGUUCCUACCUUGAGUAAAUUCAAAAAGAGGUUGAAUGAACCACCUGUCAGGUUGUGAUCUCAGCAUGUGCUCCAACCAGUGGUGGGGAGUUAGACUAGAUGAUCUAUUCAGGUCCCUUCUGACCCCUAACUAGUAUGAAACUGAAACCCAGGGCACAAGGGCAGAUGCUAGCAAUGGAGGAAGACAGCGGGGGGCAGGGAACAACCCCUAGAGCUUUGUUUGGGGGAGGAAAGAAGAAAGAAAACCCUCCAAUUUCCCAGAAGUUGAGAAAUGAUGGAAGAAAAACCUGAAAUCUUCCCCCACACGCAUUUUACAGGGAAAUGUAGGAUGAAUUAAUGAAGAGUGAAAGGGGGAUUUAUUCAGGGGAGUCUGUCCUGAUUUUUAUAAAGGGAAAAAUGAAUGUUUUUGUGGGAAAUGCUCCAGUAGUCAUUGGAGGAAAAAAAAAUUAGGGGGAAGAAAUGGUGUGGGGGAUUUAAAAAAAAAAAAAAAUGCCUUUUGCAAGGCAGGGUAUCCAU